AUCAUCUCUGGCUGUUCUAGAAGCAACAUCUUCUAUUAUGAAAAUUUAGGAACUACAUCAGAAAUAAGAGUUCUUCUUACAUAGACUGCAUCACUGGACUACUACAGAACCCAGGACAUUCACAAUGAGCAUUAGUGAAGACGACGUGGAGAAGUUUCUUGAUGGCAACCCUGCUUUUGCCAAGCAAUACUUUGAGAAGAAACUGAAAACAGAGCCUUGUGAUGACAAUGAAAGUGAAAUUCUUUUUGAGUUGAUACAAGAUAUGCAAGAAAGCAUCAACAUGGAGAAAGUUGUUUUCAAGACUUUGAGAAGAAUCAGGUCCCUUAUUCAUGCUGACCGCUGUAGUCUUUUCAUGUACAGGCAAAGAAACGGCACACCUGAACUGGCAACAAGGCUUUUCAACAUUCAAGAGGGAAGCACGCUGGAGGAAUGCCUGGUCUCCCCAGACUGCGAGAUAGUCUACCCACUGGACUUAGGCAUUGUGGGCUAUGUCGCGCAAACCAAGAAAACCAUGAACAUCAAGGAUGUCAGUGAGUGUCCCCAGUUCAGUUCAUUUGUUGAUGAGCUCACCGACUACACUACAAAAAGCAUCCUUGCAACACCCAUCUUGAAUGGCAAAGAUCUAGUUGCUGUCAUUUUGGCUAUUAAUAAGCUGAACGGCCCAUUCUUCACCAACUCUGAUGAAACACUUUUCCUGAAGUACCUGAAUUUUGCUUCCUUAAACCUGAAAAUUUAUCACUUGAGCUAUCUUCACAAUUGUGAGACUCGAAGAGGCCAGGUGCUGCUGUGGUCAGCUAACAAGGUCUUUGAGGAACUGACAGAUAUUGAGAGGCAAUUCCACAAGGCUUUCUACACAGUGAGAGCAUAUCUGAACUGUGACAGGUACUCAGUAGGCCUCCUGGAUAUGACAAAGCAAAAGGAAUUUUUUGAUCUAUGGCCAGUCCUGCUAGGAGAAGUUCCCCCUUACUCAGGACCUCGCACUCCAGAUGGCAGAGAAAUAGUCUUUUACAAAGUCAUUGAUUAUAUAUUACAUGGAAAAGAAGACAUUAAAGUCAUCCCAAAUCCUACCCCAGAUCACUGGGCACUAGUUACUGGACUGCCAACAUACGUGGCUGAAAGUGGGUUUAUUUGCAAUAUUAUGAAUGCUGCUGCAGACGAGAUGUUUAACUUUCAGGAAGGUCCUCUAGAUGAAUCAGGAUGGACUAUCAAAAAUGUUCUCUCCAUGCCAAUAGUCAACAAAAAGGAGGAAAUUGUUGGUGUUGUCACAUUUUUUAACAGAAAAGAUGGGAAACCAUUUGAUGAACAGGAUGAGACCCUGAUGGAGUCCCUGACACAGUUUCUGGGCUGGUCUGUACUCAACACAGAUACAUACGAUAAGAUGAACAAACUGGAGAACCGGAAAGAUAUUGCCCAGGAUAUGGUGCUCUACCACGUGAAGUGUGACAAAGAUGAAAUUCAGGAAAUUCUGCCAACGCGGGAAAGGCUGGGCAAGGAGCCAAGUGAGUGUGAGGAAGAGGAGCUGGCAAGUAUUCUGAAAGAACAACUUCCAGGGCCCACCAAGUUUGAAAUCUAUGAGUUCAGGUUCUCCGAUUUCGAGUGCACUGAGCUGGAGCUGGUGAAGUGUGGCAUUCAGAUGUACUACGAGCUUGGCGUGGUGAAGAAGUUCCAGAUCCCACAGGAGGUUCUGGUGAGGUUUGUGUACUCUGUCAGCAAAGGCUACCGGAAGAUAACAUACCACAACUGGCGCCAUGGCUUUAAUGUUGCGCAGACCAUGUUCACACUUCUCAUGACUGGCAAACUGAAGCGCUACUACACAGACCUUGAAGCCUUUGCAAUGGUAACUGCUGCUCUGUGCCAUGAUAUAGACCACAGAGGAACCAACAACCUCUACCAGAUGAAAUCUCAAAAUCCUUUAGCUAAACUUCAUGGAUCCUCAAUUUUAGAGAGACACCACCUGGAUUUUGGAAAGUUUUUGCUCUCUGAGGAGUCACUGAAUAUAUGCCAGAACCUCAACCGGAGACAGCAUGAGCACAUGAUUCAUCUGAUGGAUAUUGCCAUUAUAGCGACAGAUCUGGCACUGUACUUCAAAAAGAGAACAAUGUUUCAGAAGAUCGUUGACGAGUCUAAGACAUACGACAAUACAACUGCCUGGACCGAAUACCUGUCUCUGGAGACAACAAAGAAAGAGGUUGUCAUGGCCAUGAUGAUGACUGCCUGUGAUUUGUCAGCAAUCACUAAGCCUUGGGAAGUCCAGAGUAAGGUGGCUCUCCUGGUAGCAGCUGAGUUCUGGGAGCAAGGGGACUUAGAAAUAAGUGUCCUUCAGCAGCAGCCCAUUCCCAUGAUGGACAGAAGGAAAGCUGCUGAACUCCCAAAGCUUCAAGUGGGUUUCAUCGACUUUGUGUGCACAUUUGUCUAUAAGGAAUUUUCACGUUUCCAUGAGGAAAUUCAGCCUAUGCUUGAUGGGCUGCUGAACAACAGGAACGAGUGGAAGACCCGCGCUGAUGAGUACGACGCAAAGAUGAAAGCUCUGGAGGAAGAGAAGAAAAAGGAGGAAGAGAAGAAGGCUGCGCAGAAAGAUGGAAUAACCUGCAACGGAGGAACAGCUCCAACUUCAAAAACCUGUAGUAUACUUUAGACCUGUUUCCAAUGCAAUAUAUCCACCCAAAAUGAGAAUGCCCAUGCUUUAAAAAAAAAAAAAAAGUCAUGGCUUAAAAAUAUAUUCCUGAUUGGACUACUUCAAUUAGGCUUAUGAUCAACCAGGGAAGGGCUAAAUCUCGUUUGCCUUAAUUGCAUCUCUUCCUGAUGGUGAGGGGCCCCUCCUGUCCUGCCUCUCACUUCAUUUAAUGUACCUGCUGUUAUCAGAAGGCAUGUGGCAAGUCAGAGCAAUGUUUGGCCCAAUAUAUCAGGUUGCAGGGACACAGAAGAAACACUUCUCCAGUACUGAAACACUUCAAACCCCAAAGCUAACAGGGCCAGCUGAAUUCAUCUCCUACUCAGUACAACCCUGUGUGAUUGGCCAUGUGUGCAAGGAAUAGCCUGCAGAGUAGAACAACUGAAGAACAGCUGAAUUGAUCGUAUCUAAGUCUAUCUUUGAGGAUAUCGAAAAGAAAUCUGUAGGUGGGGAUGAAGUACGAGAACUUCUGAGCUGUUCUAGAAAGCUACAUUUCUAUGUAAAUCCAAGGGACGCUCGUAGUGAUAAUUCUGCAUUCAGUUUUGGAAUAUGGGUAGGCUGCUGCUGUAAACCGUGGAGCCAUGCCUGCCAGAUCCCGCAGCUGCGUGACCCAGUAGCUGCUAUCUUCACAAACAGGACCCACACUGUGCAAUGUCCAAGGCUUUGUGCUAUGACAUUUGGUUGUGAGAAGACAGCAUCGUCAUUACCCAUUGCAGCGCCACAUACAGUUACCCACGCAACCUGACUUGUGGCAUCUGAGUUUGUUCAGGUUUACCUCGUAACGACAAUGUUAUCUAACACAUCCUCCUCUGAUUGGUAUCAGCCCUCCUUCCUUUUCUCCUCCUGUUUGAGAUGUCUGGUUUUCUCAUUCCACUCCAAACUUUAAAAGACUGAUGAACCCUACCCUUUUAUUUCAAUUAAUUAGUUUUCAUGUUUAUUAAUGCAAACAUGUUAGAACACUUACCAUAGUGGAGAGACCCUUCUCUGCUCCUCUGCUCUCUCUCUCUUUCUCUAUCUCUUGCUCAGAACAUGGCAGGCAUAUCAGCCAUGUAAUGAGAGUUCUGAUUUGUGGGGAUCUUCUUCUAUUACUCCUGCUACCUUCAGUACUUUUACCCCUCAGUAACUUAUUUUGCAUUAUGUAAGUACUGUAAGUAGAAGGAAAACUAUAGCCAUAGCGGUAUCUGGUGAUUGUUUUUCCAGAUCCCAGUGCACUACAGUAAUCUUCUGUCGCUACGCAGCUGUUGUAUGAGCAGAAAGUUGUCCUUCAAGAGAACAUAGAAACCUCUCCACUUGCUCAAAAGCUAAAUAUGCAGCUAGUAAUUGCUUCAUGUUGUAUAUCUCAGCUUCAUCAGCAACCAUGUAGGAGGCUUUCACCACAUGGCAGCACUUCCAGGACACCAAGCCAAACAAGUUGGCGGGCAGAACGCCACGAGUUGAUCUUACUGUGGUGCGAUAAGAAGUGGGUUCUUAAGAUCACCUCAAGCCACUGUAAGCUAAUGCCUGUUGCUGAGAAAAGCUUCUCCUUGACCUCAGAUGUUUUCCUGGAAAUAAAGCCAAGAAUUAACUCCUUGCCCCAUGUGCUGGAUGCUGGAAGUGUGGCGGGUGGUGCUGUGUGAGUUCAGAGAUGCGGGGCUGGCCCGUGUAACACCUGGGCUGGGGCACCUGUGCCCACCCACCUGCACAGGUGUAUUUUGGAGAGGGACCCGCAGUGAGGUGUCCCAUGCAGAGCACAUGCAGUUCUACUGUCCAGAGCCACUUUGUUGGACUGCUUCUGCACAUCAGCACUGGUUCCUCACAAUGCCUGCCUCCUGAGCAUUGUAGCCUUGUGCUCUCAAGCACCAUUCACCAUCUCCAGUUGUGCUCCAUGCAGUUUUCUUGCCAACAGAAAUGCAAUCAAACCAGCUUCCUCCAACUUGUGCCUAAGCUCAAGGCUGUAGCUGACUGCCCCUCAUCUUCCUGUGGGAAGCCAUGAGCAGAGGCUUUUCUGUUCCUUAAAUUUCUCUCAAACUAUUACAAAUUAUUAUUGGUAAAGCAAGUAUAUAUGACAAAUAAUUACAUAUGGCCACAAGUAAAAAGAGUGUGUAAUUACGAUCAGUUGCUUAGAUGCAUGCCGAUAUACUUUUCUGUACUAUCUGUAAGCAGUCAAAAUCACUCCCAGGAUUGGUGCUCAUCAACGAUGGACAAAGUUGCUCUGAGAUGAUGAUCCAUAGUAUAGAGUCUGCAGCCAGCCAGGCACCCCCAGUGUGGCUCCUGUCCAUCCAGGCCUAUGCAGGUCACUUCACAGAGAAGGUCAUAGAGGGGAGCUCUCAGAAAGAUGCUACAUUUUGAGUAGAAUCCAAGACAGUUUUAUGUCAUUAGACAAAAGUGAGCGUAGGACACCACCAUCACCUGAGCAGCCAAUAGAUGCUGCUGACUUCUACAAUUCACCUGGAAUAGCCAAUAGACAAUGCUGUUUUCUAUUUUCCCUGAAUAGUUUUGACUUUUUCAAACUGCUUUUUCCAUUUUUCCAGCUUCAGCAAUCUAUAACUGUUGCCAAUUCCUACAUGUUCAGACUGUGUUCCACCCUUCUAGACACUAAGUUUGUCAUUGCAGUUUCAUGGUUUUGCACUUAGCAAGGCUAUCUCAGCCAUGCCAAGUUUGCAGGAACCCAGCUGCACUUCAAGGUGCCAGCUGUGCUUCUUACAGAUGCUCCUGGUUCUCAAGCCAGCAGACAUCUUCUGUCUUCAUGUUUCCCAUCACACUCAGAUUUAUUUACGGAUGCUUCUAUCAGCUGCGAUGGCCCAGAGGGAGACAACUAGCGGGAAGAAUCCCCUCCCUGGCAUGGCUCUCUCCACCCAUUCUCACGUCUCUCACUCCCAGUGCCCAGUACAUUCUGAGUGUUUGAGAGGAACACUGACUUUCUCCCAUCACACAGACAGGGUUGGGGAGCACGUCUCAGUCUUCAGCCAUCUCACAUGGAUCUGGAAGAUGUGCUCAGUUUUUCCCCAAACUGGCCAAGUUCUGACUCCACCUAAAGCUGGGAAAUACUGUUCUCCUUUCAGUAAGGCAGGAUAGGAACAGUUCCACCUCCACUCAUCUUUUCAAAGGAAGAGAUGCUACUGAACAAGUGGUUAAAGGCGACUAGCUUUUAAACUUCAGUCACCUAAGUACAGCCAGCUACAUCUUACAGACAAACUACAAUCGGAUGGUAAUUUGUUCUUAGUCUCAGGGAGCAUUUGACCAUCUGUGAAAUUCUGAAAGACAACUGUUUAAAAACAAGCUAUUAAAUCAGCACUAAUUCCUCACGUUACAGAACAGCUUGACAAAUCAAGGUCAAAUUUGACUGUAACUGUCAAAAGCAAGAGCUGUGCCACUUUCCACUGUGGUAAAAAGGCUGAAAAAAGAUCACAGCAACACUCUACUUAAGCCAGUUAAAACAAAGGUACAGGCAACCAAUGCAGUGCCAGCCUCCCCCAUGGACUCAUAUGUAUUUUAAAUUGUAUUAAUUUCCUGAUCACAACAUUCCCUGAGUGU
Messenger RNA from Numida meleagris (helmeted guineafowl), 6184 nucleotides. RefSeq names its product phosphodiesterase 6B (gene PDE6B). The transcript has 22 exons. Gene Ontology annotation, biological process: signal transduction; retina development in camera-type eye. Gene Ontology annotation, cellular component: photoreceptor outer segment membrane. Lineage: Eukaryota; Metazoa; Chordata; Aves; Galliformes; Numididae. Gene Ontology annotation, molecular function: protein binding; 3',5'-cyclic-nucleotide phosphodiesterase activity. Bases 125 to 2635 code for a protein of 836 amino acids. The record is from RefSeq and is a predicted model, not a curated record.